UUGAUCUGCCUGUUAUUUCAAAAGGCUGCUGCUGUCUUCCUGGGCUUCUCUGGCUCUGUUCCACACUGGCCACUGUCAGUUGAGGCAUUCCAGGGGCUCCUGCCAUCUACCAAAGUCUGGAUCCAGAUGAGAAAACUGAGACCCAGGAAGGAGUAACUUAUGCAAAGUCACCCUGCUGGUAAUGGCAGAGCUGGAAUUCGAAUUCAGAUCCGGCGGAUUCCCGAUUACUCCGACCCCACCCGUUUGUGAGCGAGGACAGUACCUCCAGCAAACGCCAAAGCCAGAUUUGGGAAUCACUGAACUGAACUGCUGGCCAUUGGUGGCUGGUGAAGUGGGUCAGGCAGCGAUGCAGGAUUCUGGCGCCUGCAGGCACUGACUGACUGCGGAAUCUUCCAUCAGUCUCUUCACUCUCUCUGGCUCUCCUUUUCUUAAUCAGUACAAAGUAGUUACCAAGAGCCUCCGAGUUCCUGUCUUUUUUCAUCCCUGAAUCCCCACCAUUGGCUUACACUGAGCAUGGGGCGACCAGCAAUGCUGACUUUAGAGGACAAGGACAUGAAGGGACUCACCUGGGCCAUAGCCCCGGCCUUGACCUCCCUGGGCUACCUGCUCAUUCUGCUGGUCUCCGUCUUUCCCUUCUGGGUGCGGCUUAUGAACGAGGAGUCCCAUGAAGUGUUUUUCAGUGGCCUGUUUGAAAACUGCUUCCAUAUAAAAUGCUGGAAGCCUCGACCCUUAUCCAUUUACAUCCUCCUCGGCCGGAUGUUCCUGCUCUCGGCAGUUGUCUUGGCUUUCCUCACCACCUUCGUCAUGGUGUCCUUUGCAUCCGAGCUCCUCCCGAGGAUCCGCAAGCACAAUUUUGUGUCAGCCUUCAUCAGCUUCCUCACAGGGGCCUGUGCCUUCCUGGCCUUGUUGCUGCAUGCCCUGGAGAUCCAGGAUCUGAGGAUGAAGCCCAGCCCCCCACAGUUCUCCGUGCAGUGGCCUUACUACGUCCUGGGCUUUGGCAUUCUUCUGUUCAUAGUGGCUGGUGUCAUCUGCCUCUCUCAAGAAACAGCCUGCCCAAGCUGCCAUUUGUUGCCCAUUUCCAAGAGUAUCGAGGAGGCCCAGGGGAUCCCGUACCUGGAGAAGCUGGAGAGUUUUGGAGGAGAACUGAGCUCAAUACGAAAGGAGACCCUGCUGAAGGAAGAAACUGUUAUCUAGCCCAGGAUAUUGUCUCUCUGCCCUUCUUUGAGCUGUGUAUUUUCAAUAAAAAAGGGCUACUCUGUUAAUCCAUACCUCAAAAACAGCCUGGAGGGCUGGAGGGGAAGGAGGAAUAUUACAAGAUAAUCAAGUAAAGUGGGAUGUUGUAAAAUGAAAACUGUACAGCAUAUAAGCACAACAGAAGGUGUUUGAGUUGAUGAUGUUAGAAAAGAAAAUGUGAUAUCCCCAGAUAAAAGUGUGACUCAGUGUGGAAAACUUGUCUUAAAUAUGUAUUUGGGGGAAUGGUUGGGGAUGGUUAAAGGUGAAAGCUUCCCCAAGACUGAGCUCCUGAGCCCAGUGAGUUGGUGCCUCUGGGGAAAGCACAGCCAAGUUAGCUGAUCAACGUGUCACAUUCCUUCCUUUCACUAAGCCAGAGUUCUCCGGAGUUACCUCCAAAGUGCCCCUAUUCACAGUCCUGCAGUGUUACAGCCUGGAGAGCACUCAGCCUCCUAGCUGGGAUGGGCACAGCUGGGAAGUACAAAUGCUUGGGUCCUCCACUGGUUCCAAGACCUCCACAGGCUUCAUACCCACCCUUCAUCUCCAAGGCACUGUGUAGCAAUGGCUCCCCACUUUUCUCUCUAAAGAACACAUAUGUGGAAAAAAAUCCUAGAACUUAAGCAGUGCAACUUCAAAAACAAGUGCAGGGAGCUGGGGAUGUCUGUCUCCAGAGGAUACAUGAUGGACAUGGCUAGAGUCAAGUAGGCUCUGUCGUGACUGUUAAUUAGUAUUCACUGAAGGUUUACCUCGUGUGGUGCACCAUGGGGUACACAGAGGUAUCGGAAUCCACCCCUGUUCUCUGGAGGCUGAAACCCAAGCAGAAGAGCGAAGAUAUAUACACCUGAAAAACUAACAGCCACUAGGUAUUUUAGUGAAAUUUUUUGGAGUUUCUUAUUACGUUUCUCUGCAAAGAUGUCUUGGAAGUUUCUUGUAGGGAUAUGGUAACUGCCUAGUUCUGAGUGUUCUGACUUUUUCUUCUUAAAAAAACAUAUAGGAACUAUAAUUGUCAGUGAAAAUAGGAAUGGAGAAAAACCUAUGAACUCCAACUUAUGUAUUUUUGGCCCAAACCACCCCCAUCCAACAGAACCAGUAUGGGAAGCUACAAGUGGGAGACUGGCAUGGUGGCCACAGUGGGGCUGGAUCAGAGAAUAUACAGGAGUUCUAGUGAUGGCAAAUUCCAAGUCUUUAGCAAAUAUUAGCCCUCAAAUGCCUGAGAAAGUCUCACCUUGAGAGGGAAUGGCUAUAAAUAGGAUGGAGAACAAAUGUGGGGGAACAUGUGUGUUGGGGAAACAUAGAAGGCAUGGAAAGUGCAUGGGGGCCCCCAAAUGGAAAGGUUUAAGAAAGCACCACUUGUAAAAGAAAAGAGACCACCUGGGAAGGCAAAUGACAAUACCCCUUGAUAGCAAUGUGCUGUGGAUUGAAUGUCCCCCAGAACUCAUUGAGGCUUGGUCCCCACUGUGACAGUGUUAAGAGGGUGGUAUUUGCAAAUAAGUAAACAUUUGAAGGCCAUACGAUAAACUAAUAGAUCUUCAGGGAUGAGGGUGGAUUAGGAAAUGGGGCGGGUGGAGUGGCUAAGGUAUGAGCAAUAACUCUGUGUGACUUUCUAGGUGAUUUUGCCCGCGCCAGAUGCAACUAUCCCAGAAUCGUAAGCCAAAUAAACCUCUUUUCCUUACAAGUUA
This is a messenger RNA of Galeopterus variegatus (Sunda flying lemur), 2909 nucleotides long. RefSeq lists its product as uncharacterized. Bases 514 to 1194 code for a protein of 226 amino acids. Gene Ontology annotation, biological process: negative regulation of phosphatase activity. The record is from RefSeq and is a predicted model, not a curated record. Lineage: Eukaryota; Metazoa; Chordata; Mammalia; Dermoptera; Cynocephalidae. The transcript is spliced from 9 exons.